AUGUCUAUAAGAAAUUAUCGCUGUGGUGUCGUCCAAUUGAUGGCAAUAAUGGCAUUCACUGUUAAUGUCCGGUGUGAUUUCAGAUCGAUAACGUUACCAAAGGGGGAAAUCGCCCUGGAGGAGAUAAGCACUGCAAGAGAUCUUAGUCAUCAGCUUUGGGACCAAGGUUGGAGCAACAGUCUUUCGCUUGGACUUGGCCCCACAACCAGUGAAGUGUUAAACGCCUUUUCAGUGGCUAAGCUGGCCUCUGCUAAUGUUUUUAUUGCGCAGAAACAACUAGAGACUGCAAAGGAAAAUGUGUUAAAUCAACAAAGAAUAGCCACUGAAAAGCAAACACAAGCUUUAAUAUUGAAACAAAAGUCUCAAGCAGCGUCUGCUAUAUACCACUCUGAGGCUAUUGAACGACGUCUUGCAGCAUCCAAGUCAGCGGUGGCACGUGCAGCUGCUAAUUUUGCUGCGGCUGAAAUUAAAAAAACUAAAAAUGAAGCUGCCAAGCUUGGCCAUAUUACUCGAAAUGGUCAGCACGUUUUAUCCUUAUCGCCAGCAAGAAAUCAUUUAUCUAUAUCGUAUCUACAACCGGUUCACUUCAGUUCAUGGCUUAAUGGUCAGAGUCAUUUUCCUUAAAAGCUAUAAAAUAAACAAAACAUAUAUUGAAAUAAUCAAUAUAUCUCAUUUAGUUAUUUAAUGUAAAAGAUAUUCAUCCAUCAUCCAUAUAAAUCCAUCGGCAACUGACGCGUAUAUACCUUUGCAGUAAAUAUAUAAAAACAAUGAGACUAACAAAUAACAUUAUUAUACAACAUUAUUCUAUGAUGGGUCUAGUCACAAGGUCCAAAGUUCAGCUAAGUACCCUUGCUCUCAUGAAAGCAAGCAGACACUAUCUGCUCUUCUGUUGUCUUGCUAUAUUCCCUCCGUCUCACCAUCGCUCUCAAAAUUCUCUCUUCAAUUGCACAAAACUCUCUGUCAAGCUAAUAUGCUUUUUUUAUUGGCCAUUUUAAGCAAUGAAAAGACGAGGGUUAUGUACCGAUUUUUAACGAUAUGUUUUAUUGGGUUUACGAUUUGGAAA
Drosophila sechellia is the source of this 1063-nucleotide messenger RNA. RefSeq lists its product as uncharacterized. The record is from RefSeq and is a predicted model, not a curated record. The coding region runs from base 1 to 624 and encodes 207 amino acids. Lineage: Eukaryota; Metazoa; Arthropoda; Insecta; Diptera; Drosophilidae. The transcript has a single exon.